UUUGCCCUGAAGGCGGCCAGUCAUGCGGGUGGAAACAGGAGUGGGCAUCCGUUACGCUGCACGAAGAAGAAACUUUGGGGAAAGAUGCACGAAGAGGAGGAUGGCGUUGAGCCGAACUCCGGCCCAGCUCCUCGGUUCGAAGCCUCCGUCAAGGCGGUCGACGGAGUCGACGUGGAGGUGCCGAAGGAGCACACAUCCAAGCUGUGCGGCUUCUUGAGCAAACUGUCUGGCAAGGGGCCCCUGAGGGGGUACAAGCCGCGGUGGUUCGUUUACGAUCCAAGGAAAUGUUAUCUGUAUUACUUCAAGAGUCCUCAGGACGCCUUGCCUCUUGGACACAUUGAAAUAGGCGAUGCGUGCUUCAGCUACGACGUGGAAGCCGAAGAGGGACACUUUCAGAUCAGCACGGCCGGGAAAGAGUUUCUACUUAAGGCCCCCAGCAAGCAGGUGAUGCACUCCUGGUUGCAGCAGCUCCAACAGAAGCGUUGGGAGUUCAGCAACUCGCGAGGCUACGGGCAGAGGGACAGCUGGAGCUCACCCACCUUAGCCUACCCGAUCAGUGGGCUUGUAGCCGAAGACAAUGGUACGAAGGUACACACACAUACGCGCGCGCUCACACACACACAGUCUGAUGGGUUGAUAUUUGCACAUUGUUAUCAUUGUUAUCAUAAAGGAUAUAUUAAUCUUAAUUACUUUGUUGCCAGUCUGCCAAGGCAAUGCAGAAACCCCAGAAAAAACACCUGUGGUUGAAAGGCUUUAAUGAAACAUUUUCAGCCCGAAAAAUCCUUGCCGUGUGUUUGUUUUUUUCUCUCCAUUGCACUG
Messenger RNA from Hippocampus comes (tiger tail seahorse), 819 nucleotides. RefSeq names its product TBC1 domain family member 2B-like. The transcript is spliced from 2 exons. The record is from RefSeq and is a predicted model, not a curated record. Lineage: Eukaryota; Metazoa; Chordata; Actinopteri; Syngnathiformes; Syngnathidae. The annotation marks the transcript as partial.